ACUUAGAACACAAUCAUAAUGGAUCUAAUUCAAACCCAAAGAUUAAAGAAAUGGAUUUAUGUGGGUGGGUGAAGAUUGGGGGAAGAUUUAUUUGUAAAGAGAACGAACACAAGAGUCAUGGUGAAGCUUUUUAACCAUGGUGGAAGUUGGAAUUAGUCAAGGUUUUCAAGGUUUUUCCUUCCCUUUCUCUGUUAGGUGGCUCCCAUUCUAUAGAAACAGAAACAAAGAACACAAAACCAAGCAUGUUCUUCUAGAAAAAAUGGUUGAGAGAGUAGAAAAUUAGGUUAACCAAUGCGAGUUGUUGAACAUGGACAGAGACACAUGAAGCAACCAAGAAUGAACACAAAUUCAUGAAGCUUUUUCAUUAUAAAUACUCCUUUUCUUCUCUCUUCUCUCUCCCUCAACCAAACUGAAACAAUUACCUGAAUCAAUUCAAGCUUUUUGAGGAGUUCGCCAUGGAAAUGAAGCUCCAAAGCUGCUUCUCUGUUUUGAUCGUCUUGUCUUUGUGUCUCUCUGUUUCAGCUCAGAGUUGCAGAAGCUACAAUGGGUUUGCCAAUAAUCAAGUGUUUGCAGCGUGUGUGGAUCAUCCUGUGCUCAACUCUGUCCUUCAUUGGACUUAUAUUGAAUCAAACAAUACCUUGAGAAUUGCCUUCAGACGCCCUUCCACCACUGCCAAUCAAUGGAUUGCUUGGGGUAUUAACCCUCAGGGCUUGGCCAUGUUUGGGACUCAAGCGCUUGUUGCUCAUCAGAACUCCACUGGUGGCACUCAUGCUUACACUUCCAGUUUGAAUCCCCCUGGUCCAACCCUGCAACAGAGCGAUUUGAGAUAUGGGGUUUCUGAACUUUCAGCCACUCAUGUCAACGACGAGAUGACUCUUUUUGCAACUAUUACGCUUCCUGCCGGUAUGACCACCAUCAAUCAGGUAUGGCAGGAAGGCCCUAUGGCGGGUGGUGCUCCAAGCGCCCAUGCGCUCACCAACGACAACAGAGCCUCAAGAAAUACCCUCGAUUUGCUUACUGGGUCUAGCACGGCGGCGGUGGAUUCGGUUCUCAAGAGGAGAAACACUCAUGGAGUUUUGAACGCCGUUAGUUGGGGUACUUUGAUGCCGAUGGGUGCCAUUUUCGCUAGGUAUUUGAAGGUUUUCAAAGGUGCAGAUCCGGCCUGGUUUUACCUCCACGUCGCUUGCCAAUCCUCCGCCUACGCCGUCGGUGUCGCCGGUUGGGCUACCGGCAUAAAACUCGGCAGCGAUUCCGUUGCUGUUCAAUACAACACCCAUCGCAACAUCGGAAUCACCCUCUUCGUCUUCGGAACUCUUCAGGUAAACGAAACCCUAAAACCCCAAAUCCAAAAAUCCAAAAAUCAAAACCCCAAAUCAAAAUUUAUCAAAAUCCUUACUGGGUUUUGUUCAUUUCAGGUUUUCGCGCUGCUUCUGAGGCCGAACAAGGAUCACAAAUACAGAAUCUACUGGAACAUAUACCACCACUCGAUCGGAUACAGUGUGAUAGCUCUGAGCAUCGCCAACGUGUUUGAAGGGCUAAGCAUCUUGAGCCCCGAUGACAAAUGGAAACGGGCUUACACCGGAAUCAUCAUCUUCUUGGGCGCCGUCGCCGUCGUUCUGGAAGUGAUCACAUGGGUCAUCGUCAUCAAGCGAAAGAGAUCCAACUCUGAUAAGUUUCCUCAUAACAUCAAUGGCGUCAAUGGGAUGAAUGGACAUGCUAAUAGGGUUUGAUCAUUCCCGAGAGUCUCUGAUUUUGGGGGUUUUUUUUUUUUUUUUUGAUUUUACAUUUCGAGUGUUCUUCUUUGUUUUUGUGUUUUUUUCUUAUUUGGGAUUAGUAGUAGCGAUGAUCAUAUUGUAGAAUAUUAUUUGUUAUUAUAUUUAUACAUAAUUCUUUUUUCUCA
Messenger RNA from Cucurbita pepo subsp. pepo (vegetable marrow), 1900 nucleotides. Lineage: Eukaryota; Viridiplantae; Streptophyta; Magnoliopsida; Cucurbitales; Cucurbitaceae. The record is from RefSeq and is a predicted model, not a curated record.